AUGGCAGAGGUUCUUGGCACAGUUGCUAGUGGCAUCGGUGUUGCUCAGCUGGCGGGCAAUCUUGCUUCGAGCAUUAUCAAGCUGAAGGGUUAUUGGGAUCAAGUUCAAGAUGCGCCCGACGAUAUUGGCUUUUUGGUGCGAGAGAUUGAUGCCCAUCAUCUGAUACUUCGAAGUAUUCUGGAAAGCCAGGCCAAAAUCGCCUCUUCUGGCAGGCCUUCGAACACGUUUCUCGAGAAUAGUCUAAAGUUGUGUGAAGACUCUUUGAAUGAAUUGAACGAGCUUGUAAAGGUCCUUGGAAAGGAGAUCAAUUCAAGCAAUAAAUGGAGAAGCAAAUUGGGCGCCACGAAGGUGGUACUGAAAAAUGAUCAACUUAAGAGAUUGAAGAAGAGAAUGAAAAAUGCUUCAAGACUGAUGAAUCUUGCUAUCACAUGGCAAACAAAUGCUACCCUCCAAGAACAAUUCCCAAUCCUCGAGUUGAAAAUGCAGACUUCUCUCGAUCGGUUUUUAAUAAACUAUCAGAAACUUAUUCCAGCACCGCCAAUGUCGUAUCCAACCAUCCAGAUCUCCUCGAUGGAUGCUCUAGUGCCACCAAGCAAUGUUGCAACAAUUACACAGCCACAGAACUCGAAACGCGAUAGCAAUUCAACACCACGCUUUGUGCCCGAAGAUUGUACCUCCGCACAGAUGUCCAGUCGAAUAUACUCGCUGAAUUGGUCUUUAUAUUUAAUGGGCUCGAUCGACAUUCGAAAGACACAACAAAAACUAGAAAGAAAUCGGUUUGAAGAAACAGAAGCGAAAUACAAACCCCCAGCUUGGCUUUCAAAUAGAGCCUGGCAGUGUAUGUACACCAAAGAUCUAUCAACCUUAAGGUGGAACGUCAACAUUCAGACUUAUCGUACUCUGGAUACCAAAUCAAUUUUUUAUAAUGCCCUGAGAAAAGGGGAUGUUGUUGGUGUCCAAGAGAUGUUAGCAAAUCGAACGGCUUUUGUGAACGAUCAGUUUGUGGCACGCCCUGUAACAGGGUCUUGGGAUAAUGGUUCGCCUCUACAUAUAGCUGCCUCACAUAAUCAUCUUGAUUUAUGUAAGCUUCUUCUAGCGAAAGGGGCAGAUGUCUCCAGUGAGGGGGCUUUAUUUGGCAAAACACCAUUAUCAGCAUUUGUUUUCACUACGCGGCACAAUCAUAUAUAUCGUUCUCAAGCAUUUGACCAUACUCACGCACUCGAUAUCCUACGAACCCUCGUCGAAGCAGGGGCAGACUCGGAGCUCAUUGAUCAGACCGACGUGCUAGCCAUCAGUGCUAGUGGCCCUGAAGAGCUGUUUCACUAUAUUCAACAGCACACGUACAUGAGUUCUGGCGAGAUAAAUUUCAUAGAUAAGUUGGAUAUUGCUUUGCGGUUUAUGAGCUCUGAAAGUGUACAAUCUCAAAAUUUGAUGUUGUCAUAUCUUGAGGAUCCUAAUUUCCAGGCAAAGAUUGCACUGCAUCGUGAUAAUGUUGUCGUGGAAAAAUUCUUUGUAACAAUUUGCAGAGAAUAUUCGCAAGAUGGAUUCAAAGAUAACGGGGUAGACCUCAUCAAGAAAAUGAUGUCGGCCGGUAUUUCAUUACAUACAUUGGACCACAAUGGCGAAACGAUAUUGCAAAGAGAAUUUCGGGAUUGCCGGAGAAGACUUGGAGUUCAUGAAAAAAGAUCCUGUAGCUUCAAGAUGUGGCUUGGAUUUUUGAUCGAUUUAGGUGUCGAUCUCAAUACAUAUGGCAAAGUAGAAUCUUCAAUUUAUCAUAAGAGAAGAUUGACCCGAGAUUUGGAUGCCCCUCAGACUUGGCUGCUGGUACACGUCUUAGGAUUCAAGUAUGGACCUCGUAUUGAGGAUUGGGAAUUAUUGUUCUACGAACGGACGGAUGAAUAUGCGGGAGAUUUCUGGAAACUCAUUGAGAAUCCACUUCAAGCUGCCCUUGCAAAUUUGUCUAUACCCGGGGAAUGGGUUGAUUAA
This is a messenger RNA of Botrytis fragariae, 1986 nucleotides long. RefSeq lists its product as uncharacterized. The transcript is spliced from 4 exons. Lineage: Eukaryota; Fungi; Ascomycota; Leotiomycetes; Helotiales; Sclerotiniaceae. The record is from RefSeq and is a predicted model, not a curated record. Gene Ontology annotation, molecular function: protein binding. The coding region runs from base 1 to 1986 and encodes 661 amino acids.